This is a messenger RNA of Aureobasidium vineae, 654 nucleotides long. The record is from the annotation of a GenBank genome assembly. NCBI's taxonomy places the organism in Eukaryota, Fungi, Ascomycota, Dothideomycetes, Dothideales, Saccotheciaceae.
AUGUCAGACGAUCCAACACGGCAAUCCGCAAGCGCGGAAAAGGCCUUUACAGCAGACCAGUGGAAGGGCGCCGAAGCCACCCACGCAGUCAAACCCGAGAACGCCAAUGUCUACGCCGCCGCAGCAUCACAGCAUACCGCCGGUGGCUCGGCCGCAGACGUCACAAUCACCGACGCUGCAAAGACAAUCAAGAUUGAGGACUUUGCUGCUCUGCCCAAGAAGCCUUGUGUGAGGGACUCGCUGCUCACAGGAAUCACCGCUGGCUUUGUGGUAGGCAGUUCGAGGGCCAUCUGGAGGGGCAAGUCACACGAGUCUCGUUCUCUUCAAUUGCACUAUCUAACAAAGCAUUGCANNGCACCAAUCCAAUCUGCCACCAAUUGGGCAGUUGGUACCUUCGUCAUCGGCUCCGCAGGCAUGUACCAAUACUGCCAGUACAAGCGUCUGGCAGAAAAGGAAGGCAUGACACGCGCCAUGGAAAUUAUCGACCGCAAGCAAGUGGAGCGCAAGCAAAAGGAAGCCCGUCUGGAGAGAGCAAGAGAGUUGCGCCGCCAAAAGAAGGAAGAAGAGGAUGCUCAGAAGUUUGCGGAUUUGAACUCGGGCAAUGCUACGCCAGGCGCAAGCGAGGCCAAGUCUUCUUCGUGGAAGCUCUGGUAG